This is a messenger RNA of Bombus pascuorum, 2188 nucleotides long. Its product is annotated as fibrinogen- and Ig-binding protein-like. Bases 256 to 1554 code for a protein of 432 amino acids. The record is from RefSeq and is a predicted model, not a curated record. Lineage: Eukaryota; Metazoa; Arthropoda; Insecta; Hymenoptera; Apidae. The transcript has 3 exons.
CAAAGUAAGCGUAGCAUGUUGCUGCGUGUAUUUAGGGGAAUUACGGUUGUUAGAAGGAUUUGAUCCGUUGAUAUCUUGUCGCCACUCGUCAAUCCGAAAAUCGAUUGUCGAUUAUCAAACUCAUUCGAAACCUGAAGCUGCCGAUCUGCUACUAUGUUAGUUUAGUCGUGUAACUUGCAGACUUGCGGACAUCAGUUAAUGCAGCGAACACGUUAUUGCAUGUUAGGCACCGGUAAGUGAUAUUCGUGAGACGAAAUGGCACCCCGUAAGCCUGUGAAACAUUCGGAGGCAGAGGUUGUAGAGAGAUCUGCGGAAGCCGGCGAUGUGUCGCCCCCGAAGAAGAAAAAAGUUGUAGCGAAGGUUGCGAGUAAAAGUGACGAGGAAAAGCAAAUUAGGUUUCCGAGAGCUGCAAAAUCAACUAAAACCGAGCAGACAGAAGGUACAGAAACGGCCACGACGGUAACUAGGAACGCGAAAACAAAACCCAAGGCAUCAGCUAAAACCGCCUCAGUGACUGAAAAACCAAACUCUAAAAUCAAGUCUACGCCGAAGAGGAACAAAGAGGCUGCGGAAAAAGGUGAUACGAAUCCAGUCAACGAGAAGGUGAAAAAUGCCGAGGAAACUGAAACGAAAAAGACACGCGCUAAAGCCACAGCGAAAAAGGCGGGAAUCAAUGUAGACGAAGAAUCUAAGGGAAAGUCAAAGGGAAAAGCCAAAAGAGAACUCGUUAAUGAAAAUGCUGAAAAUUUAGAAGCACCAGCUAUAAAAAAGAAAAAGCAAGCAAAUGCUGAGCCAACAUCAAAGGAAAGUAAACCAAAGGCAAAAACAACAAAAAAGAAGGUUGAUGUACAUGAUACAAAAAAUAAAACUUCUAAUAGAACUAACAAUAAAGCUAAAGCUACUAGCAAUAAUGAGACUGAAAACGAUGUCAAAACAGAAGAUGAUAAAUCCAGAAAAGUAACAGCACCAAGAAAAGCAAGGGGUCGUAAAAAUGAACCUAAUUCAGAUGAUAUUACAAAAGACGAUGAAGGAGUGAAAGCAACAGAAAAAUUUCCCUCAGACUCGAUACUUGUUACCUUCAGAACAGAUACUAACAAUGAAAGUGAAACUACUGAAAAUAAUGAGUUAGAAUCAGCUCAAACUGCUAAAAAAGGACGGAAUGUAAAGAAAAAAGAAGCACCACAAAAGAAACCUACUAAAAUGCGUGGUAAAGCUGCUUUUAGUGAAGAUGAUAUUGAUGCAACAAAAACAGUGAAAGAAACACAAAAGAAAACAAAUAAAGAAUCAGUAGCUACUACGAAAAGAGGACGGGGGAAGAAUGCGGAUAAUAUAACUGCAGAGGAGAAGAAAAUAUUGAAUUCGUCAGAAACAUUAAAUAGUAAUAAUAUGCAGAAUUCAACAGAGGAUAACGGUAAAAAAGAAGAUUCAGAAAAAGAAGAGGCAAAAUACACCAAAAUGUUGGGGUCGCCCAAAAAGCUAGAUGAAACACAUAUAAAGGAUGAAAUGGGUGAAAAUAAUGUAAUAAGUACAUCAAUACACGAAGAAGAAAAUUAACAAUAUAUGUUCUAUUUUUACUUGAUAUGUUUCUUCGAAAAAAAUAUAUCAUUAAUAUUUUAAUAUAUUUGAUAAAGAUACAAAUAAUAUGAGUAUUUCUAUGUCUAGAAAUUCUAAAGAAAUACAUACAUUGUAAAAUUUGAAUAAUACAUUUUGGUUAUACAUUGUUUCAAAAAUGAUUAUUUAUACUUUCUAUAAAAUAUUUUACAUAUUAUAGUUCCAGUAACUUCUUGUUAAUAUAAUAUUUUACGGUUAAGAAAAUGUUAUUAUACAUAUAAACACUUCUUAGUAUAUUUAAUAGGUCUACAAUAUUUAAAGCAGUUAAUUUGUUUUUAAUGGCAGAAUUACUAGUGUAGAAUGAAGAACAACAUUGAACAUUCCAUCAGUCCUUUAAUAAUUAGUCAUUUGUAACACUAGAAUGCCAGUGUUACCUAAUGAUAUGUUGAAAAAAUACGUUUCUUAAUUUUUUUACAUUUCAUUUAAAGAUGAAAAAAGGAAGAAAGCGUGUUUCUUGUUACAAACCAUUUACAUAUAAGAAAAUAUAUUUUGUAAUACUUUAUAAUAUUCUAUGGUGUACUAAACGAACACAUAUUGUCAUUCUAAAAAAUACAAUAGCGUUCCUUUUAGAAUUUUA